UCUGCCCUCUUCAAUCAACCUCCUCUCUGAUCAGUCGCACGCGGCCGCUCUGUAAACUUGGAGACGUCGUUCAGAAACAAGGCGGUGCUACACUUCAGCAGGGAGUCACGGCAUAUAUUCCUAAGCAGGAAACCUCUGCUGCCACUCAGUCUCUCCUGGAAAACACUGGCUGUAGGGUUUUUUUUGGUGCGCUCAGCAGCAUGGCGGUAACUAAAGGAGAGGAGCGGUCGGCUGAGCAAGCUGCGUCUUUAUUUGGGACAUCAGAGCUGGAGGGUCAAAGAGAAAACACUGGCAGGAGAAGGAAGAGGAGCAACCACUGUAAAAUCAUUAGUGUGGUACUGCCGCUGUGUUUACUGGCAAUCAUCCUUGCUGUGGUGCUUUCCCUGAAAAAGAGCAGCAAUGAGAAAGAUGAAGGGCUUUGGCUGCAGGAGGCCCUCGAGGAAACUGAGCAGCCACAGUGUCCAUCUGGCUUUUCCAGGCCUCCCCUCAUUCUGGUGUCUUUAGACGGUUUCAGGGCGGAGUAUCUGAAAGAUCACGGCAGCCACCUUCCUGUCAUCAACAAGUUACGAAACUAUGGUACAACAACGCCAUAUAUGAGGCCUGUUUAUCCCACAAAGACUUUUCCCAACCACUACAGUAUCGUGACUGGUCUUUAUCCCGAGUCUCAUGGGAUUGUAGACAACAAGAUGUACGACGUGACCCGAAACGCUUUCUUCAGCUUGAAAACUGAUGAGAAAUUCAACCCGAAAUGGUACCAAGGGGAGCCAGUCUGGAUCACCGCCAUGCGUCACAAACAAAAAACAGGAACGUUCUUCUGGCCAGGCUCAGAUGUAGACAUCAAUGGCACCUACCCAAAUUUCUACAAAUCAUAUGAUAAGAAGAUCGCUUUUGAGCAGAGGGUGGAAACGGUGUUUGAAUGGCUCAGUUUACCUCAGGGAGAAAGACCUGACUUUAUCACUUUGUACCUGGAUGAACCUGACUCAGCAGGCCAUCGUUACGGACCAGCAAGCAAGCAGGUCAUUGAGGCCUUGAAGAACGUUGACCGGAUUAUGGGUAUGCUGAUGGAUGGCCUGAAACAGAAAAACCUGCACAACUGUGUCAACAUUAUAAUCGUAUCUGACCACGGCAUGGAGGAGGCGACGUGUGAAAAGGCAGCAUAUGUGUCCACUUACCAAACCAACACUGAUGCCUUUGACAUCAUCCAAGGCCCAGCUGCUCGCAUCAGACCAAAACGCCUCCCAGAAGACUACUUCUCCUUCGACUAUGAGGGCCUGGUGAAGAACCUGUCGUGCAGGACCCCUGAUCAGCCAAUGAGGCCUUACCUCAAAGAGAACCUCCCCAAACGGAUGCAUUUUGCGAACAACAAACGUAUAGAGAGAGGACACCUCUAUAUGAAGAAGGGCUGGCAGGCUGCGCUGAACAGCAAAGAAAUCAAGUACUGCGCCGGUGGUUUUCACGGCUCUGAUAACCUCUUCACCAACAUGCAGGCGAUCUUCAUUGGCUUUGGUCCAGGAUUUAAAAAGCAAGCUGUUGUGCCCCCUUUUGAAAACAUUGAAGUAUAUAACCUCAUGUGUGAUCUCCUUGGAAUUCGUCCCGCUCCGAACAACGGGACCCACGGCAGUCUGAACCACCUCCUGAAGCAUCCCGUCCACCUCCCCGUUCACCCAGCGCAGCUCUCCCAUGAUACCCCCUGCGAGGCCACUUCCCCCAUUCCCACUGACGACCUGCAGUGCACCUGUGGAUCCCAAACCAAAGCAAUGGUGGAAGAUAUGAACAGACGUCUCAUGACAACUAACGACAGUGUUAAAGCCAGCUUACGUCGCCUCCACCAUCCUUUCGGCAUCCCUUUAGUCGUCCAACCAGGCGCCACCUUUUGUCUGCUGCACCACUCGGACUACCUCAGCGGAUACAGCAAAGACCGCCUCAUGCCUCUCUGGGUGUCUUACACCAUCCAGCCUCUGACCUCAGAGCGACUCCUGGACCCAGAUUUGGCGGCAUGUGUUCGUGCUGAUGUACGCAUCCCACCGUCCUCCAGCCAGCUGUGCCGGCGCUACAUUGACGACCCACUUCUGUCCUAUGGCCUGCUGCAUCCCCCCAAUCUGAGUGCCAACAGACCUGACACAGACUCUCUAAUCACAAGCAACAUGGCACCAAUGUUCCCUGCAUUUAAAGAUGUUUGGGCACAUUUCCAUGACUUCCUGCUUCCAAAAUAUUCACAACAGCUGAACGGAGUUAACAUCAUGAGUGGGCCAAUAUUCGAUGAAAAUGCUGAUGGAAACGUUGAUGCAUUCCAAACAGUAUCGACAAACGUGGCUCCUACCCCGACACAUUUCUUUGUGAUCCUGACCAGCUGUAAGAACUCGACCUUCAGCCCUGUUAACUGCGAGGGUCCUCUGCAGGCCAAGUCCUUCAUCCUGCCCAACAGGCCUGACCACACAGAGAGCUGUUCUACUGGGGCAGACUUGACAUGGGUGGAGGAUUGGCUGCAGUUUCACACUGCCCGCGUCCGAGACAUCGAGCUCCUGACCGGACUCAGUUUCUACCACAACAGGUUAUCAGUGGAGGAGACGCUACAGCUCAAGACUUUUUUACAUACUGUUUAAAAUUAGAGACAUUAUCCAAUGAAAAAAGGAAGCCAUAUCGGUCUGCUUUACAGGCCUCUGUCCAUGUGGACACACAGUUAACCUGCUGUCAGUGGGUUUAAUGGGUGCCUCACUUAUAAAAGUUUCCUGUGUUCAGACCAAAUUUAUCCCAACAUUAAGUUCCAUCCAGUUUUGUUUUUGUUUUGUUUUUUUUGUAAUGUCUCAUUCCAAAACUAAUUUUAUAAUAAUUAAUUGUGUGAAAGCCAUAUAUUUGUUUUUGAUUGUGUUUUUAAGAGAUAAAGUCAUUUUUUUUAUAAAUGAGGCUCCAGAUCUCAGAACCAAAGACGCCGUCACAUCUGCUGAGUGGCCCCGAAGCUUCAGACGGGCACAUGGGACAGGAACAAUAUAAAAAGGGAAAAGAAAACAUUUAUUGACGGAGGAAGAAGAAUGUAUUUUUAUCGCAAAGGCUUGUAUUGGCAGGGGCAUUUCAGGAAACUCAUCUCAAUCUGGAAACAGUCGUGUCUGCUGUUUGCUGAGGCGGGAGUCUUUCCACACAUCUGGAGCAUGGGCUGUAGCAGCUGGAAUGAACACCAAAUGUGAGAAUUUAAGAAAAAAAAAAGUUUUACUCCACAAAAAGAAAUUGUUAAUAUAAUAAUUCAAGGUUUCACCUGCCAUAUGUUGUCGCUGUAUGUCCAUGGUUGUUAUUUUUGUAUUUUCAGCGCCAGUGUUGUUUUUGGUAUUUUGUACAUUUUGGUCAAUUAAAUUUUUUGACAUAGUUUUUAGAUUUUUGAGUGCAUGUGUGUGUCUGUGUGUGUGUCUGUGUGUGUGUGUGUGUGUGUGUCUGUGUGUGUGUCUUUGUGAGUGUGUGUAUGUGUGUGUGUGUGUGUGUGUGUGUGUGUGUGUGUGCGUGGCUGAAAUUCUUUUUGGGAUCAACACACUCCUUGUUCAGUCUUUGAUCUUUCUUCUUCACUGUCUGGAAGUUGAAGAUGUGCAAGUAAUUUGCAGGGGAAAAAAAGAAAGGUUCAACCAUUUCCAUUAUGUACAGCUUUUUAAGAGUAUUGUCAGAAAUGGCAGCUAUGGACAAAUACACAAUUUCAUAUAAAAACUCUUCCACACUGA
Thunnus maccoyii (southern bluefin tuna) is the source of this 3701-nucleotide messenger RNA. It is a transcript of the gene enpp1, whose product is annotated as ectonucleotide pyrophosphatase/phosphodiesterase 1. Gene Ontology annotation, cellular component: cell surface. Gene Ontology annotation, molecular function: phosphodiesterase I activity; dinucleotide phosphatase activity; nucleic acid binding. Gene Ontology annotation, biological process: ATP metabolic process; regulation of bone mineralization; nucleoside triphosphate catabolic process. The coding region runs from base 201 to 2603 and encodes 800 amino acids. The record is from RefSeq and is a predicted model, not a curated record. The transcript has 23 exons. NCBI's taxonomy places the organism in Eukaryota, Metazoa, Chordata, Actinopteri, Scombriformes, Scombridae.